CUCGACCAGAGGGUGGUCGAGUGACUGAGGCAAACAAAACAACAGAAGGCAAUAAACAGACCCGCGGGAAGGAAGUCUGAAAAGAAUCAAGCGGCGACAACAUGUCACGAAGAAGUGAUGUUUACAAAGGCCGCACACAGAGGCUCAUCUAUGGAGAGAAGUCAUCAGCUAUGAGCAGACAAAAUUCCACGUUUGACAUGACGAGUGGACACUCCCUCUUCAUGGAAGCAAUGGCCCUCAGGUUACUGGGUUUGGACUUUUCCUCGUACCGGUACGUCUAUUACGAUGACAGCCAGGAUGAGGACGAGGACGAGGAUGACUUUUGGCCUGACACUUUUGCACGGCAACCUUCAGGGCCACAUCCUCAAAUCCGACAACUCACUGAGGAGGAAGCAAAGAAACAGGCAAAACAAGCGCUUAUAGAGCAGCAACAACGUGAGUAUAAAAGCGCGAGGAACAAGCGAAAGAAACUGCGCAGAAAUGAGAAGAAGCGCUUGGAAAAGGAGAGCAGGAACAUUCCAGACGAGGCGGAGGGAGACGAACCCCAGGAGGUUGUCCAUCACUUUGGUGCGCGAGCUCCCCCCGACAACGAUCCCAAUUCCAGCGACGAGGGUAGCGACGAACAUGAAGAAGAAAACCACUCGCAGGAAAAGCAGGCGGAGGGAGACGAACCCCAGGAGGCUGUCCAUCAAAUUGGUGCGCAAGCUCCCCCAGAGGCAGAGAAGGACAACCAAGCGCAGGAAAAGGACCUCCAUUCCGAUAUCACUGGUGAUGUCACGGAAAAGUCGACGGACACACCCGACGCUCCGAAGAAGGACCAUGAAUGUGGAAGUGACAGCGAGGGUUCUCACAAGCCUGCAUUGGACCAGAAAGCAACAGAUCCAAUGGUAGAGGAAUACAUGCAGAAAAGUGCUAAGCUGGCAGAGUUUGGCAACUGUUGGGCGAGUGCAGGACGACACGACAAGGCCAUCAGAUGCUUCACUGAGGCCAUCAAGCUCAACCCAAAGGAGUGGAAGUUGUUUGGGAAUCGCUCCUUCUGCUACGAGAAGACGCAGCAGUAUGACAAGGCCCUGAAUGACGCAGAAAUCGCCCUCCUCAUGGAACCAAUGUGGGUCAAAGGUCUCUUUCGUAAAGCCAAGGCUCUCUGUGGACUAAAGAGGUAUGACGAUGCCUCCAAAGUCUACAAGGAGGUGUUGAAGAUGGACGGGUCAAGGCGCGAGGCCAAAGAGGCGCUGAACCAGACGCAGAUGUUGCAACUUAUGGAAAUGGGCUUCACCCAGGAGGAGAGCGCUGAGGCCUUGCAAAGCCACGACACCUUAGAGGCCGCCAUCAACGCCCUUUUUAACUGCGACAGUGCGCCUUGUCCAGCAGGGGCUUCUGGGGCAACAGGGGGAGAUUUGGAGGAAGGCGAGUGGAUGCUCCAACAAGCCAGCAAGCCUCGAACGCAGCGCGCCAAAGAAUCAGGGAGUCAAUUCAAAACUCAGCUUUUGUCCAAGAAAUGGCAAAAAUCGGAUGUUUUCCAGGUUUGGGUGCGUUCUCUGGCACCUACCGUCACCUACCACAAGCUCUAUGAGCUCUUCAGCAGAGUGGGGACAGUGUACAAGGUGAAGAUGCUGCUGGAUCAACAAAGUGCCUUCAUAUACUAUGCCCGGGAAGAGGACUGUGUGGAAGCUAUACGGCGUAUUCAUGGGAUGACGCUGGAGGGGUCUACUCUGGUGGUGCGAUCCCCCUUAAGAAACAACACGGAACCUGGAACGGCCAAAGCGGAGCUCGGUGACCCGGAAUCUCAAUGCAGGUGGUUUAAGAGGGAAUGUUUCUUCUGGAGGACCACCGGGUGCACGCAGGAGGACUGCACCUACAGACACGUCCCCGAGCACCAGGGCAUGGACAAGGACAAGUUCAUCAGCGGAUUUAGAACCAACCACACGGUGACAUGAGGUGGUGCCACUGGGAUCUGGACUUGGACCAGACCAGUAGCAGGGUUGGUAAUGAGGUUCAUGCCUGGACGUGGUAGCAGUCAAUAACUGAACUGGUUUGCAGCUUUUUGCACAGGAUUAGCAAACCUCAACUAUGUGUGUUAUGUACAUCUGCAGUCGCCACUAGAGGGCAGCAUCCCCUUUUUGCUUAACAGUUGUUGUGUCUGUCAUGGUUGUCCAACUCCUCUUCCUCCUCCACAUGCAGUUACUCUACUUUCUAUUCAGUUCUAGAAGAGCAAUGUUGUCUAUUACCCAGCAGGCACAAGACGUUGAUUAUGCAUACAUGUCCUUUAAAGCUGACUUUAAAACAACAUUGCCGAAUAGUUUUUAAUUGAGACAACGUUGGCGUCUAAAUGUUGGAUCCACGUCGUUGGUUGGGAAAUGACCAGAUUUCAACGGUUAAAUCAACGUCAGAACCCGACAUUGAUUAAAUGUCGUCAAAAAGCACGUUGUAGAAUAUUGGUCAGGAAAUUACCAAAUUUCAACGGUAUUAUUAAAGUCAGAAACCAAUUAAAUGUUGUC
Nerophis lumbriciformis (worm pipefish) is the source of this 2498-nucleotide messenger RNA. RefSeq lists its product as uncharacterized. NCBI's taxonomy places the organism in Eukaryota, Metazoa, Chordata, Actinopteri, Syngnathiformes, Syngnathidae. Gene Ontology annotation, molecular function: RNA binding; protein binding. The record is from RefSeq and is a predicted model, not a curated record.